AUGGGCAUACGCACUGCCUUCAAAACACCACUUGGUACCACCCCCUUUCAUCUUGUCUAUGGUAAAGCAUGUCAUUUACCUGUAGAGCUGGAGUACAAAGCAGCUUGGGCUAUUAAGGAGUUGAACUUCAACCUAAAGACAGCAGGAGAAAGAAGAUUGAUUCAGCUGAAUGAGCUUGAUGAGAUUAGGCAUCUGGCUUAUGAGAAUUCAAAGAUCUAUAAGGAGAGAACCAAAGCUUUCCAUGACCGCAAGAUCAUCCCAAAGAACUUUGCGCCAAACGACCAAGUUCUACUAUUCAACUCAAGGUUGAAACUCUUUCCAGGAAAGCUUCGCUCAAGAUGGUCAGGACCAUUCAGGAUUAAAGAAGUUCGCCCCUAUGGAGCAGUGGUACUUGGGACCCAAUGGGAGGAGACUUUACAGUCAAUGGACAAAGGUUAA
Molecule: messenger RNA, 438 nt
Organism: Microthlaspi erraticum
Lineage: Eukaryota; Viridiplantae; Streptophyta; Magnoliopsida; Brassicales; Brassicaceae
Source: the annotation of a GenBank genome assembly